This is a messenger RNA of Microplitis mediator, 1513 nucleotides long. RefSeq names its product odorant receptor 49a-like. Gene Ontology annotation, biological process: detection of chemical stimulus involved in sensory perception of smell; sensory perception of smell. Gene Ontology annotation, molecular function: odorant binding; olfactory receptor activity. The transcript is spliced from 9 exons. The coding region runs from base 170 to 1363 and encodes 397 amino acids. Gene Ontology annotation, cellular component: plasma membrane. Lineage: Eukaryota; Metazoa; Arthropoda; Insecta; Hymenoptera; Braconidae. The record is from RefSeq and is a predicted model, not a curated record.
AACUGUACAACUACAAAAGUGGACGAUUUUGACAUAAGACAUGUAAGGAAUUAAAAUGUCUGUCAAUGUCAUUCAAGUAAUCUAUAGUGAGGGAAACAAUGAGGUAAAGUAGUAAAUUUAGUUCAUUUGCAAAUUUAAAUGCGUCAGAAACGAUAUAGUUGUUAUAACAAUGGAUAUUUUCGAUGAACCCUACUACAAAACAGCGAGAAAGUUUGGAGUCAUGAUAGGUCAAUGGCCGUAUCAGAAACGAUCACGGAGUGUUUUACAUGUGACUAUAUUUUGGACAGCCAUGUGGCUGCAAACAAUUCCACAAAUCAUAGCCAUGGUAAAAUAUUCACAUGAUCCCGAUAUACUGAUUGAAGCACUAUCUCCGUUUAUAAUAGAUCUAAUAUUUAUAGCUAAAUAUAUUAAUUCAAUAUAUCAUGCAAAAGUGAUGAAAGAACUUUUCGAUAGGAUUAAAUUGAAUUGGGGAUUACUGAUUAAUGAUAAAGAAAGAGAGAUACUACUUCAUCAUUCGAAAUUUGGACAAUGGGUAGCAGUUAGAUAUGCAGCGUUCGUAUAUUCAGCAUGUAUAAUGUAUAUUCUUGAGCCAAUGAUACCCUGGAUUAUAUCUAUAUUUUAUAAAUCACACAACCCGGUUCCACGUAAAUUUUCUCUUCCACUGGAAUAUAUUAUUUUUGACCAAGAUAAAUAUUAUUGGUUAUUCUUGAUUAUAUCGAAUGUUUUUUUGUUAUUGAUCAUGAGUGUUGUUAUUGCCUGUGAUGUUUUACUAGUAACGUGUGUUCAUCAUGUGACCGGGUUAUUUGCAGUCGUAGGAUUUCGCAUUGAAAAUGUACCUCCAAGGGUUGAAGUACGACAAAAUGAUAGUCAAAAUAAUAAUUUGUCAAUUUUACGAGACGUUCGGUAUGAACAUUACGUCUCAUGUGUCAAAGCUCACAACAGAGCUUUAAAAUAUGCUGAACUGCUGGAAACUAAUUUCUCCAUCAGCCUGGGAGCUGUAGUUGCAUUGAAUUUGCCAUUAAUGAGUGUUACCGGUGUUCAGUUGAUUACACAAUCAAAUAAAAUAGAGCAAACAAUAAAAAACGUAAUGUAUAUAGUGGCUCAAUCGGUACAUCUCUAUUUUGACUGUUUUUUAUCUGAAAAAUUGAUAGAUAUGAGUAUGAAUAUCCAACGGUGCAUAGCUAAGGCACAAUGGUAUGAUAAUUCAACUAAAUCACAAAAAUUAUUGAUGUUAAUGACAAUGAGAAGUCAAAAACCGUGUCGAUUGACUGCUGGGAAAAUAAUAGAACUGACAAUUGAAAAUUUUGGAAAGAUGAUGAAAACAGCAGGAUCAUAUUUCACCGUCCUGUUAUCAACGCGUUAAUCACGUUACAUUUUUUAAAUAACAACUAAAAUACGUUUGUAACUACGAUAAUUUUGAUAAAUAAUGACAGUACUGAUAGCAAUAUAAAACAAUAAAAAAAUUUACAAUUUCAUAAUCUUUUUGCGACCAAAUAAAUCUCCUCGACUCUUA